Arachis stenosperma is the source of this 1594-nucleotide messenger RNA. RefSeq names its product UDP-glycosyltransferase 74G1-like. Gene Ontology annotation, molecular function: UDP-glycosyltransferase activity. The transcript has 3 exons. The record is from RefSeq and is a predicted model, not a curated record. The coding region runs from base 29 to 1435 and encodes 468 amino acids. NCBI's taxonomy places the organism in Eukaryota, Viridiplantae, Streptophyta, Magnoliopsida, Fabales, Fabaceae.
AACAAUCCCUCCCAACAAGAACAAGAAGAUGGAGGUUAAUGGUAACGUAGUUAUGGAGAAGAAAACAAUAGCUAGUAGAGCACAUUGUUUGGUACUAGCAUACCCAGCACAAGGUCACAUAAAUCCUAUGAUUCAAUUCUCAAAGCUUUUGGUACAUGAAGGAGUGAAAGUGACAUUAUGCACAACCCGCUCCUUCAUCAAGAAGUUGCAAAACUUGCCACCUUCCAUGUCCCUUGAAUCCAUCUCUGAUGGAUUUGACAACGGUGGGAUUCAAGUAGCUGAAUCCGUCAAGGCCUAUUUGGACAAGUUCUCGCAAGUGGGCCCACAAACCCUUAUUGAGCUUCUUCAGAAUCUUGCUCAAUUAGGGUACCCUGUAGAUUGCAUAAUCUAUGAUGCACUCAUGACUUGGGUUCUUGAUGUUGCAAAAAAAGUUGGCAUAAUUGGAGCUUCUUAUCUUACUCAAAAUAUGAGUGUGAAUAGCAUAUAUUAUCAUUUUCAAUUGGGUAAGAUUAAGGUUCCUAUUAGUGAUGAGGAUGAGAUUUUGCUUCCUUCUAUGCCCAAACUUCAAAAGUGGGACUUGCCUUCUUUCUUCUUCACAUAUGAGGAAGAACCCGCUCAGUUUAAGUUUCUUGUGGAUCAGUUCUCCAACAUUCAAAAUGCUGAUUGGGUCUUGUGCAAUUCAAUCUAUGAGCUCGACAAAGAGAUUGCUGAAUGGACAACAAAGAUUUGGCCAAAAUUUAGAUCUGUAGGUCCAAACAUACCAUCUAUGAUCUUAGAUAACCGGAUUAAAGAUGACCAAGAUUAUGAAGUUGCACAAUUCAAGCGUGAAGAUUGCAUAGAAUGGCUAGACAACAAGCCAAAGGGGUCAGUUAUUUAUGUUUCAUUUGGAAGUAUCGUUCCCCUUAACGAGGAACAAAUGGGAGAAAUCGCUUAUGCUUUGAGAGAUAGUAAUCAUUAUUUUUUGUGGGUGGUUAGAGCUUCUGAAGAGAAUAAACUACCAAAAGAUUUUGAAAAAAUAUCGGAAAAGGGUUUGAUAGUAACAUGGUGUUCCCAACUAAAAGUUCUACAACAUGAAGCUAUAGCAUGUUUUGUAACACAUUGUGGUUGGAACUCUACAUUAGAAACAUUGAGUUUAGGAGUUCCAACUAUUGCAAUGCCACAGUGGUCAGAUCAAGCCACAAAUGCAAAGUACAUUGUUGAUGUUUGGAAAGUUGGAAUUAGAGCUCCAUUUGAUGAUGAUAAGAAGAAAAUUGUGAGAAGAGAAGCAUUGAAAAAGUGCAUCAUGGAAAUGGUGGAUGGUGAACAGGGUAAAGAGAUAAAGAAAAAUGCAACCCAGUUGAAGAAAUUGAUUUUGGAAGCUGCUAGUGUUGGGGGAAGUUCUCAUGGAAACAUUUUAGAAUUUGUCAAUAGUUUGCAAGGUACAACAUGCGGCUAAUUUUUUAAAAUAUUGACCGAAUUUUAAUGUAAUACUUAAUUAUUAAGUUUUAUAAUAUUUUUUAGAAUUUUAGAGGUGUAUUAUAUUUUUAAUAUUUAAAUAUACAAUAUACAAAUUAUGUAUUGUUUUCUUUUUAAAAUUUUAGAAUCGAAUAAUUGA